AUGCGAUACGAAUGGUCCAACUGGUUGAACAAUGCGACCAUCUCACCGGAUAUUCUAUCCCUGUUGAAUAUCGGGCCACUGACAAAACUCACCAAGGUGAUUAGCACCUCGGACAAUCCAAACGUCAAUUCGCCCAACCAGGUCGGUUUGUUCGGAUUGGUUGGUCAUGAACGAAAUCUGAAUUUUCAACCUCUGUUGACUAGUGACAAAGUGACGUCGAUUAUUACGGAAGCAGAAAAGUGA
This is a messenger RNA of Echinostoma caproni, 243 nucleotides long. The record is from the annotation of a GenBank genome assembly. Lineage: Eukaryota; Metazoa; Platyhelminthes; Trematoda; Plagiorchiida; Echinostomatidae.